Hibiscus syriacus is the source of this 1093-nucleotide messenger RNA. Its product is annotated as peroxidase 55-like. Bases 30 to 1004 code for a protein of 324 amino acids. The record is from RefSeq and is a predicted model, not a curated record. Gene Ontology annotation, molecular function: peroxidase activity; heme binding. NCBI's taxonomy places the organism in Eukaryota, Viridiplantae, Streptophyta, Magnoliopsida, Malvales, Malvaceae. Gene Ontology annotation, biological process: hydrogen peroxide catabolic process; response to oxidative stress. The transcript is spliced from 3 exons.
AAAUAAAAGCUAUACAGAAAGGGGGGAAAAUGGAGGCAUUAAAGAGAGGGUUGAUGUUGUUACUGGUUUUCAUGGUUUUGCAGAGAGGAGACGGGCAAUUAUCGGAGAAUUUCUACAGGAGUACUUGUCCGAAUCUAGAAUUUAUAGUGAGGCAACAAGUGUUCACCAAGUUUAGUCAAACGUUCGUUACAAUCCCUGCCACUCUGCGCUUGUUUUUCCAUGAUUGCUUUGUCGAGGGAUGUGAUGCAUCAGUCAUGAUUUCAUCGCCAAACGGAGAUGCGGAAAAGGAUGCCGAAGACAAUCUCUCCCUCGCAGGCGACGGAUUCGAUACCGUAAUCAAGACAAAGCAGGCAGUGGAAAUACUAUGCCCUGGAAUUGUCUCUUGUGCUGACAUUUUGGCACUUGCAGCAAGGGAUGUUGUAGUCCUGGCUGGUGGCCCUUCUUGGGAAGUCGAAUUAGGACGUCGAGACGGCCUCAGAUCGCAAGCGUCUAGGGUAGCCGGAAACUUACCAGACCCUGAAUUCAACCUUGCUCAACUCAACACCAUUUUUGCCAGAAACAACCUUACGCAAUUCGAUAUGAUUGCACUCUCAGGAGCACAUACCGUAGGCUUCUCUCAUUGCAACCGGUUUACGAAUCGCAUACACUCGUUCUCUUCAUCUUCUCCUGUCGAUCCUGCUUUGGACCCGAACUACGCACAACAGUUGAUGCAAUUGUGCCCUCGGAAUGUAGACCCCAGCAUUGCCAUCAACAUGGAUCCUGAAACCCCACGAAGUUUCGACAAUGUGUAUUACCAGAAUCUAGUUUCUGGGAAGGGAUUGUUCACAUCAGAUCAGGUGCUUUUCAGUGAUGAAGCAUCACAGCCAACUGUAAGUGAUUUUGCCAGAAACACUGGUAACUUUAAUGGAGCAUUUAUCACAUCAAUGAGGAAGCUUGGAAGGGUGGGAGUCAAAACUGGAAAUGAAGGACAGAUAAGAAUAGACUGUACAAGAUUUAAUUCGUGAAUGGAGAGGAUGAAUAACAAAGGAGUUUCUUCCUUCAUUGAAGAAGACAUAAAAAUGAUAUAAACUUUGGUGUCAAUGGUGGUUGUAAA